Messenger RNA from Geodia barretti, 895 nucleotides. The record is from the annotation of a GenBank genome assembly. NCBI's taxonomy places the organism in Eukaryota, Metazoa, Porifera, Demospongiae, Tetractinellida, Geodiidae.
AUGGGUUUUGUUCUCGCACACAAGCAACUCUUCCUCGAGAAGAAGCACAAGCUGACAUAUCAAGCUCUCGCUACGGGUUUCUGUGGCUCUCUGACAACCUUCUCCUCCUGGAACAAUGAUGCUGCAACAGUCCUCAUCCAGUACGGUGAAGAAGACCCCAACAAUGUCACCAGAGUCAUCGGCUGGGCAACUAUUCUUGUUGUCGGGUUCGGGAUGCCCAUUGCAGCACUCAAGUUUGGGGAACAUCUCGGCUACCUCUCUCCUUGGGCCGAUCAGAGAAAGGGGGUGAGGGAGUACAAAGUUUCACAUAAGGCAGUGAGAGUGCUCGAGAUGAUCAUCUACAUUGUUGCCUGGGUUAUAACCACCUCGGUUGUGGUCAUCGUCCCUCUUGUUCUGUUCAACAGACACGACUUCAUGUUCAGUUUUGUCCUGGCCUCACUGGGGGCCUACAUCCGUUGGCACCUCUCCCCACUCAAUUCGGCCUUCAACUAUUUCCGACUGGGCACGUUCCUUGUAAAUGUCCUCGGGACUUGGGUCCUGGCGACAGCGUACGUUCUGGACCAUCACCACGAGGAGCAGACGGGUCUUGAGGUGAAGGGACUGCUCUACGGAGCCACUGCUGGGUUCUGUGGGUGUCUCACAACAGUCUCUACAUUUGCAGUUGAGCUGUCCACCCUCCCCCUGGCCGGGAGCUAUGUCUAUGGUCUUUCAUCUGUGUUGGCUGCACAGGCUGGACUCCUGUUGAUUAGGGGUACUUACUGGUGGACCAGAUGAAUUUUUAGUCACUUCACAUCAUUGUUUCAUCAUGUCAGCAUAAUCAACUAUCCAUGUGUAUGCACAACAAAGGUUACGGUAUAAUACCUUGUUUGUGUGUGAGUCCAUAAUUAUGUGUGUG